CAGUGGGAGAGCGUAAGGUCAUUGACCUCACCGGAGUUUUACCGCGGUUCAGGCUCCUAAUGACACAUGCAAAUGGACAAGCUGAAAGCUUACGAGCAGCCUGCAUCCUUUCUCUCGCUGUUUUCUAUAUUGCUACUGUUGAGAUAUUUUGUGAUCCCGAUAUGUUUUUUUCUGUUGUUGUUUUUAGACUUUGCUGCAAUAUGUCAUCCGGUGAUGAUGAAAGGAAUGCGAUGAUAAUAACAUUGUUCAACAAAGGCUUAAAACAAAGGGAAAUCAGCUGUGUACUCAAUUCAUAUGGGCAUAAAAUAAGUGAGAGGCAUCUGAGACGAGUUUUAAAACUUCUAGGGUUGAAGCGAAGAUGCCCCCAACGACCUUUUACUGAAAUCCACAAAGCAGUGGAGAGUGAGAUGAAACAGUGGUCUCCUGAACAAGGAAUCAGGGCAAUGGUAAAGCGGGUAAGGGAUGUCAGAGGAGAGCGGCCUUGUUACAGAGACGAUGUUGCUAAUAUAAUGAGGGAUAUGGAUGCAAGUGGUCUUCAGAGGAGAUCUCCUGGAAAGAAGAAAAUUCCCCGUCGGAAUUACAUCAGCUGUGGUCCAAAUGACACCUGGCACAUUGAUGGCAAUGAUAAACUGAAGUUCUUUGGAAUGUGGAUACAUUUGGGGAUUGAUGGGUAGGUCUGAAUAUGGCAUUCGCUACUUAAUUUAUUAUAUUCAGUGAUAGUAAAAAGUUGCUUCAAGAUAAGGAU
Molecule: messenger RNA, 745 nt
Organism: Neolamprologus brichardi
Lineage: Eukaryota; Metazoa; Chordata; Actinopteri; Cichliformes; Cichlidae
Source: RefSeq, a predicted model, not a curated record